Messenger RNA from Dreissena polymorpha, 5721 nucleotides. RefSeq names its product kelch domain-containing protein 2-like. The record is from RefSeq and is a predicted model, not a curated record. NCBI's taxonomy places the organism in Eukaryota, Metazoa, Mollusca, Bivalvia, Myida, Dreissenidae. The coding region runs from base 37 to 1287 and encodes 416 amino acids. Gene Ontology annotation, molecular function: protein binding. The transcript is spliced from 9 exons.
ACCCUAGUAUACAUGUAGUCAUAACGUAGUUUUACGAUGGAAAGCGAAAGUGUGUCUGGCAGGCACAAAUGGACACACAUUUGUGAUGUUGAGGGAAGAAUAGGACACACAGCCUCAGCCAUAAAUGAUUCCAUGAUAAUUUGGGGUGGAUAUAGGGAUGACACUGAAACAUUGUCGGAAAAGUAUCUGCCAUCGAAGACAGUUCAGAUCUACCAUGCUGAUCUCCAAUUUUGGAUAGAGCAUGAGACCACUGGAUUUAUACCUGUUGGAACCUCCGGAGCUUGUUCUUGUGUCAUUGACAAUAAAAUGUAUGUCUUUGCUGGCCACACAUUGGAUGGUAAUGUAGACAGUUUGCUUUACCUGGACCUAAAUACGAUGCACUGGACCAAUCUUACACCUACAGUGGACAUCACCGGUGGAGUGGAAGAUAGCAUAUUGUGGCCAAGUCCAAGGGAUAAGUUCACCAUGUGGACAUUCAAUUACAAGAUUUACUGCUUUGGAGGAUUCGGUCCAAAAGUUGGUCAACAUCUCAUAUCAAGUUUGCCCUCUGGUUUUGUACCUGGAGAUGAAAAUGGGACAUCAUUCAGGGGUUGGAACAACCACUUGAUGGUCUACGAUACAGUCACAAACACUUGGAGUAGUCCACUGUGCAAGGGCACUCCUCCAUGUGCCAGGGCUGCUCAUGCAGCGAUCAGGGUCAGAGGUCAAGCAUACAUAUUUGGUGGUCGUCAUAAAAACCAGAGAUUGAAUGACCUUCACUGCCUUGACCUUGUGAAAAUGGAAUGGUCUGGAGAGUUGUAUGUGGAGGGUGCAAGUCCUUGUGGGAGAUCAUGGCACACAUUCACAGCCGUCAGUGACACACAGGCAUUUCUAUAUGGUGGAUACUCCAACGCACGGGAACCUCUAGGUGAUGCGUGGCAGCUUCACAUUGCUAGCAGGCAGUGGUCCCAGCUUACUGUGGACCUGAACUCUCCCAGACUCUGGCACACUUGCUGUUGUGUUGGGGACAGGGAACUACUCGUGUUCGGUGGAUGUGCCAACGAUAUCCUCAACUACCAGGAGCGAAAUAUUACGCCUAAAGAGAUUCUGCAUUUUCGCCUCCAACCAGCUAAGUUACAAAAACUGUGUCUUGAAAAAACAUUUCUAGAAAAGGAUUGGACUAGUGAACAGUGGGACCUUCUGCCACCCAUAUUGAGAAAGUGGCUGAAACAAAAGAUGGAAAUUUGUGCUCAACAACAAAUGUGCUUAAAAAACUCUGAACAUGGAAUAUCAUGUGUAAUUGCAUGAAACUUGACCUGUCAGAACUUUCAGUUAUGUUUUGUGAUAGACUGUUUGACAGGGUAUAUAGGAGUGACGCUGUCUGUUGGUUUAUUGGUUGUUCGGUCAACAUAAAAAUGUUCUAUGUUUAUGCAGAAAACUUCUUCUUAAUUUCUCUCAAGAAUAAAUUGAAAUUUCAGAUAUAUGAAUUGUAGAUGUAAAAGACACCGUUUUCACGCCUAGUAAUGUGCCCUUGUUUCUAAAUUAUUAUGUUUCUACUUGAAUAAGGCUGGUUAGAUUUGACUUUAGGAAAAGCAGAUUAAAGUUCAUAGAGAAAAAUCCCUGUAAAACAGCUAUGCGUGUGACAAAACAGUGCGAGGGUAUUUUUAGUCUCUUAUUUGACAAAGCUCUAGUCAAUGAUAUAUUGAGUCUUGUUCUGAAAACAAGGCGUAAUGCAUAUGAAUAAAGCAUCUGCACAUGCUAAUCAGCCCACUGUCCACUCUUAAGGAAAAUCAAGUUUAAACGGAAAGUAUUUGCCCUGAUUAGCCUGUGCGGACUGCACAGGCUUAUCUGGGACAACACUUUACGCACAUGCAUUAAGUCCUGUUUUUCUAGAGCGAGGCUCAUUUAUUUAGGAACAUUUAUAGAACAUGAUUGUUGUGAAAGCCCUAAGGAACUGUUAUGUUAUAACUGUGUGGAAUAUGUAUGCUAUGUAACUACUGAAUAAUUUUAUGAUAUGAGAGAAACUAUCACCUGUAAGUGAUCCUAGAACUGUACAUGUUUGCUGUGGUUCAGUCAAGUGCAUACAUUUGAAAAAUCACUGGUUUAAAGUUUAUAAUAUUUCAGGUAUGUAGAUUGUGUUGAUUACCCUUUACCUGUUAACUCUGAUGCCAGCUAUGUACAGAAUUUUAUAUUAUUCUUGCCUAAUGUGAUAACUGUAACUAAUAUAACACUAGAUCCGAAAUUACCCCACCUGGUAUAAGAUUUGUGUGUGUGUUCAAUGUUCCUUUUCCAAAACCUAUACACAAAGUUGUUCAUCUGAAACAUGUUUCGUUAAGGAAAAUUUUACUGAAAGAAAUUUACUUCUUGUAGAAUUUCUUUUGUUUUAUCACAUAAGUUCAUAUGUAUUGUAGACUUUUAAUCAUUUAACUAUUUUAUUGUCCGCAUGUCUUUUUUUUCAAAGUGUGCAAGAAAGGCACUUUGUGUAAAUAUCGUUCAGGUCCAUUGCUUUUGGCAAAUUUAUGGGCCAUGGACUUAGAAAUGUUCUCUAUAAUAACCGUUUUAAAGGCUUUCAGAUGUAUAGCUGAUUUUUUAUAUGUGAGUCUACGUACAGGACUUAAGAUGAAGUGUGAGCUUAGUUCCGGUUCAUUGAUUUGUGGCAAAGUUAUGGGCCGCGGACAUACAAUAUUCUCUUAAAUAGCUGCUGUGAGGCUUCAAUCUCUCCAAGCACAGUAGGAGGCAGUGUGUUAAUGUGUUUCACAAACACAGGGGUUGUCACUUAUAAUCUUUUUAUGCCCCCCUUCAAAGAAGAGGGGGAUAUUGUUUUGCUCAUGUCGGUCGGUCCAUCCGUUGGUCCGUCCACCAGAUGGUUUCCGGAUGAUAACUCAAGAACCCUUACGCCUAGGAUCAUGAAACUUCAUAGGUACAUUGAUCAUGACUCGCAGAUGACCCCUAUUAAUUUUCAGGUCACUAGGUCAAAGGUCAAGGUCACAGUGACUCGAACUAGUAAAAUGGUUUCCGGAUGAUAACUCAAGAAUGCUUACGCCUAGGAUCAUGAAAAUUAAUAGGUUCAUUGAUCGUGACUGGCAGAUGACCCCUAUUGAUUUUCAAGUCACUAGGUCAAAGGUCAAGGUCACAGUGACUUGAAACAGUAAAAUGGUUUCCUGAUGAUAACUCAAGAAUAAUUAGGCCUAGGAUAAUGAAACUUCAUAGGUACAUUGAUCAUGACUGGCAGAUGACCCCUAAUGAUUUUCAGGUCACUAGGUCAAAUGUCAAGGUCACAGUGACAGAAAACUGAUUCACACAAUUGCUGCCACUACAACUGACAGCCCAUAUGGGGGGGCAUGCAUGUUUUACAAACAGCCCUUGUUAAAUUUUGGUUUGCAUUCUUGUUGCUAAUAUUCCAUUAAUAGAUUUUUUUUAAAUAAUAGUAGAUUUUCUGUAUUUAAAAGUAUACUGAUUGUUUAAUUUUAAGUAUUUUGGUCCCUUUUUCUUUGAAUUAAAUCUUUUUUUGGAGUAUUACUCUAGAAUGGUCUAGUUUAUAUGAUGUAUGUACUGCGCACUCUGUUGUCAUACAAGGUAAUAAGCCUGUAACAAGAAAAACGUCAAGCCUUGUGGCUUACAAUUGGAGUGCCACUUAUACUGAUGUUUAUUCAAGUUAUGCAUUCUCCAUAAAUUAUAUUGAUGAGAUGAUAUUGAUUAAUAAUGCAAUUUAUACUCUCUCUCAAAUAUUUAAAUGUAUCGGCUCGGCCAUUUUUCUUGUCUAUGUAAGGGUUUAAAGCUUUAAAAAAAAUCCCCCCAGGAAUAGCAUAGUCCUCUACAUUUUCGAAACAUUUACACAGUUUGGGUAUCAUCAUUAUUGGGUCCAUAUGGCUUAAUAUGGCUCGAUAGGUCAUUGUCAACUCGGGUGCUACUUAAAUGUACCCGGGUAGUCAUAAGUAUACUUAAAUGUACCCCUAGUACCGAACAAGUACUAAAAGGUACCCGGCCAUUUUAGACUUUUAUUGCCACCAACAAUUUGAUGUCUUAAAUGGACCUUUUCACAGAUUUUGGUAUGUAUUGAAGUUUGUCAAAUGCUUUAUAUUGAUGAAUGUAAACAUUGGAUCUUAAAAGCUCCAUUAAAAAAACAAGAAUAAAAUUAAAAAAAGAAAAAAAGCAAUCCUCAACUGGGCUUGAACCACUGACCCCUGGAGUAAAAGUCUAAUGUAAGACCACUUGGCCAUCGGUUCUCAUAAAUUGAAUGAUGUAUUUUAUUCUUUAUAUAAGCAAUCCUCUUGGUGUCACAAAAUAUAACGACAACAACAGAACUAACCAAAUUAUUGAAUCAUUUUGUGUUGCAACACUUUAUAAUUUCCAGGGUUUUUUAAUCGUCAAAAGAUGCAUAUAAGGGAUAUUUUAGAUUAUGGUAAAUGUUCAGUAUUACUGUUUCCUCACAAAUAUCAUAACAACAAUAAAAAUUGCGAAUCUGAAACAAUGUUUUUUAAUUUUGUCAAUUUACCAAAACAUGAAAAGGUCCCUUUAAAACCAGCUACAGAAUACGAAACUAAAUUCUUUUUUAACAAAACCUGCCUCAACAUGCUUCUUGUAGUAUGAGUUACAAAAUAAAGAGGUCAUUUUACAAAAUCUUGACAUGAAUAUGACCAUAAUUAAUUUUAAAAAUAAGCCGACAGCGACCAAUUUAGCGUUAUAAUUUGCGGGUUAGGUUUUAGUUUAUUUACCGUACCCGGGGUACAUUUAAAUAAACUAGAGUACCCAGGGAACAUUAAAGAAGAACCCGAGCCACCGAUGACCAAUGGAGCCUUGGUAUGUGUAACAAUAUUUUCAUUAAUUCUUAUUUCAAAGCUUGCUAACAUUUUGGUUUGAUAUCAUGGUAUUUAAAAGAUUCAUUUUAUGUUGUGCUUUAUUAGUAUUGCUACCCCUUCUUUGUUUGAGUUUGUACUGCUAAAAUAAGAUCGGCCAUUCCAUUCUUCUGUUCAUGAUUCAGUGGUGUCAGUGUUUCUUGAAGAGUAAUAAAUAAUAAUACAUAAUAAAUUGAACAUAAUAAAAAAAACACUGUUUACUUGGUAAUUUAUUUUGAUUAAUUAAAGUCGCUUUUUGUUAUCACCUAAAACUUUAAUAUCAAAUGAUAAUAUCGUUGUUUUUGUUUGAAGUUAGAAGCUUAAAUAGACAGUUGGACAUAUUGUGUGUGUCCAUUGAUUUCUAUUCAACAUUCUUGUCAAACAAUUGCAACAGAAUGGAGAUUUCACUUUUUCAGUUGCACAUGUGAAAAAUGAGUGUAAGAGUAGUAGUGUGUAACCUUUAUACAUAUUCAUAUUAUUUACAACUGCGCAUGUAUAACUAUUUAAGUAUUGUCAAGCUAUUGUUGUGUUUUUUUUUAUUUGGUUGAAGACCUCAUAAAGUUUAGAUAUAACAAAUGGGGUUGUGUAUUACCAUACAGUGCAUGGGUCAUAUAUAAUUAUAAAAUCUAGGUACGACUUGUUGUUGUUUUUUGAGAAAAUUAUUGUUGGUUACUGGAAACUAUACACAUACAAAAACCAUAAAUGCAUUCAUUGCUAUAUCUGAUAGAUCUUUACUCUUCAUGUGACAGAAUUAAUUUGUAUUGCUGUACCUUUUAAUACAUGUAUACAUGAAUAUUUUCUGGUGCUUGUAGUUUUAUAAACAUACACAUGUACAUUUAGUUUGAGGUAACUGUAUUAAAUUAAUGUUAAUAUACUGUUGAUUUGAAGAUUAAAUUUACUCAAGGUC